Molecule: messenger RNA, 1962 nt
Organism: Drosophila eugracilis
Lineage: Eukaryota; Metazoa; Arthropoda; Insecta; Diptera; Drosophilidae
Gene: cact
Product: NF-kappa-B inhibitor cactus
Exons: 7
Coding region: 185-1687 (500 amino acids)
Molecular function (GO): protein binding
Source: RefSeq, a predicted model, not a curated record
GCUCGCUCCCCGAUGUCAAUUCGUAUCGAAACUUGAAAGAAAGCAGACGUGUGCACGGGUACUAUGCGAAUUGCAGAUUACAAAUUAAUUUGAGCUAAAUACAAAAUAAAAACGCGUGCUAAGACAAACUUUGCAAGACAAUUAACCAACAAGCCCAACUGAGAGAGUCCGGAAAAGCACGAAAAUGCCGAGCCCAACAAAAGCAGCGGAGGCAGCAACAAAGGCAACAGCAACAAGUGACUGCAGCUGCAGCGCUGCCAGUGUUGAGCAGCGUGCCCCCCCAAACACAGCUAACCCCUCAUCCUCACAACCCACUAGCGGUAAAUUUGGCGGUAAAACACAAGAUCAAACGGCCGCCAUUAACAAGCAAAAGGAAUUUGCUGUGCCAAACGAGACGAGCGAUUCGGGCUUCAUUUCCGGGCCGCAAUCCUCGCAGAUCUUCAGCGAGGAGAUAACCUCCGAAUCCGAGGAACAGCAGGAUAAGGAUCAAAAACAAAACCGGGAGGACACAAAAAAAAUACAACCCGUUGUUCUCGAUUCCGGCAUUAUAGACGAAGAGGAGGACCAAGAUCAGGAACAGGACAAGGAGGAGGAACACCACCAGGACACCACCGCCGAUUCAAUGCGACUCAAACACAGCACGGACACAGGCAUCCCACAAUGGACCGUCGAAAGUCACUUGGUCAGUCGCGGCGAGCAGCUCAACAAUCUCGGCCAAAGCAGCAGCCAAAUCUCGGGCAGCAAGGUCCAAUCCUCCACAGCAAGCACCACAAAUCCGAAUCCCUCAGGAACUGGAGCAACCUCAUCUGCUCCUCCUAGCAGCAUCAACAUCAUGAAUGCCUGGGAGCAGUUCUAUCAGCAAAAUGACGACGGUGACACACCUCUGCACCUGGCCUGUAUUUCGGGAUCCGUGGACGUUGUAGCCGCGUUAAUUCGCAUGGCACCGCAUCCGUGCCUGCUCAACAUCCAGAACGAUGUGGCCCAAACUCCCCUUCAUCUGGCCGCUCUGACAGCCCAGCCGAAUAUCAUGAGGAUACUGCUGCUGGCUGGUGCUGAGCCCACGGUACGCGAUCGUCAUGGAAAUACAGCCCUGCAUCUUUCCUGUAUCGCCGGGGAAAAGCAGUGCGUCCGUGCCUUGACAGAAAAGUUCGGAGCCACGGAAAUCCACGAGGCCCACCGACAAUACGGACAUCGUUCCAACGACAAGGCGGUCAGCUCCCUGAGCUACGCUCGUCUACCCGCCGAUCUGGAGAUUCGCAACUAUGAUGGAGAGCGCUGUGUACAUUUAGCUGCCGAGGCGGGACAUAUCGACAUCCUCCGCAUUUUGGUAUCCCAUGGAGCCGAUAUUAACGCUAGGGAGGGCAAAUCGGGCCGAACACCGCUGCACAUUGCCAUCGAGGGUUGCAAUGAAGAUCUGGCGAAUUUCCUACUUGAUGAGUGCGAGAAGCUGAACCUGGAGACCGCCACCUUCGCCGGUUUGACGGCGUACCAGUUUGCGUGCAUCAUGAACAAAUCGCGUAUGCAAAACAUUCUGGAAAAACGCGGAGCGGAAACCGUAACGCCACCAGACAGUGAUUACGACAGUAGCGAUAUCGAAGAUCUAGACGAUACUAAGAUGUACGAUCGCUUUGGUGAUCCGCGCUAUUUUGUCAGCUACAACGGUAUCAAUCCCAUGACAGUUGCCUGAAUGCCCCAUCCAAUCUGUACAUACGAUUUAGACUAAUCAUACACAUACCUACAAUUAACACCACCCGAAUUUCCAACAUGGUUUUAUUGCUGUUCCCAAAGGCACACUUUUCCUGCCCCGAAAUGUAUGCAAUAUUCCUCGAUACGUUCACAAACAAAUCCAAGAAGUGGAAACUAAUGUACUUACUAUCCCAGCAAGUGGACACCCAAAACGAAUUAAAUUCCUUGUGUUAACGAUAGUAUUUAGAACAAAAUAAAGCAUACAAGAAUGCAGAA